CAAGGAUUGAAAGUACCAAAAGUGUACUAUAUAUUUGAAAAUACAUUUCACAACGAAUUCAAACUGAUUAUGGAAGAUAUUUCGUAUUGUGAUAAUGGAGAAAAUUGUGGUUUCUCCUUGGAAAAGUCAAAGAUGUGUUUGAAACAAUUAGCUCUGUUCCACAUUGCAAAUUGGGAGAAUCCGAUCACGAGAAAAGGCGGAAAAUUUUGGAAUAUUGGUGGCUAUUGGACCGGUAGUAAAAGAGAAGUAUGUAUAUGUCAGACGAAAGCUUCCUAUAUGACUUAAUGCAGUUACAAAAUCGGAGUUUUAAUUACCUACGAUUUUAUAAAAGACUCGACUGAUUAUUCAUCGGACAUUUUAGCGUAGGUUUAACAGAAAUGAGUCUACACUAGACGCAUUAACUAUUUAGUUUACCCAUAAAUAAGUUUCUCACUUUCUCUUUCCGAAAACAACUCACAAUGAAAAUUUCUAUUAAAAAGGACAAUACUUUUCCAUAUGCGUCUUUUUUUUCAACACAAAUUAACAGUUCUUCAGACUUCUAUAUUAGUUUGUGAACAAAAUUACAAGUACCGCCUAUCGGACUCUGAUUCAUUGUCCCUAGACUGAAAGAUAUUAAAAAUUACUGUCAAUCACGUUAAGUCUCCCUCUUCUUCAUAAAAGUUGUUCCACUUAGAAUGAUCUAUUUUGGGUUGAAAUUUGUAGGAAUAAGUGUCCUAGUGAGAAACGCUUCUGGUAAAAAUUGCAGCUUGAUACGUCAAACUUGAGGAAAAUUCGGGCUUAUUUUAUGGUCCAUGUUAUGGUCCUCAGGAGAAUCAUUAUAACUUCGCUAUUGCAAGAGGUGCAGAGCUCAUGACGGUUUUAAAUUAACGUCAACAUCUGUGCGCAGUUUUCCAUCGUACAAAAUUCUGAAAUUUGUUUACACUCUUUUGUUAUGAUCACUUUAGUACAAACAAUUAUAGAUAAGAAAAAACAUGUAGCACUUCACUUCAUUAAAUCUUGUUCUUCUUAACAGGGAAAUUAACUAUAACAAAUCUGGUCAGACAAAAGUUUAUUGUCAGUUAGAUCUUUAAAACGAAAAAAUAUCGUUUAUAGCUUGAACUUGAUGCGAGUUAGCUCAUUUUUUUUAUUGAAAAUUAUGCUCCGAGAAAUAUAGUACAUAAGUUAGACGUGGAUUUUUUCAUGCAAAUUCAGGAAAUAUUCUUAUAUUCGCUGUAUAUUUAAGUAAAAUUUUUGAAAAUACACAACAGAUGGCGUAAGCUAUCACCAAGGGUUGUACUUAAUUUAUAUACAAACGUUUAUUUAUCGUUGAUACAAGUGAAGAAACAAUCUUCCGAAAAAUAAAAAAAAUAGAAAAAUCUUUCGAAAGCUAUGAUAAUGGUAUGAAAAUCGCCUACGAAAAGCUAUUAAAAUUCGGUCUUUUUGUUUUCAAAAGCCAUAUAUAUUUUGAGAGAGGAAACUUCAUUGUAUUUUUCCAUGAUAAAAAUUCAACUUCAACCAGUGUUGGCAAAUAUGAAUUUUCUUAGGGGAUCCUAAAGGUAUACCAAAAGUAUUGAUGGAACUAUUUUAAUUCCUCGAAAAAGUUUAAAGAUCUUUCUCUAUAUGAAAUGAUCCUAAAAAUGACUUUCUAAAGUUCUGUGUUAUGGCAAUAUUCUUCAAAUAAUGUCAAAAUAAUAAAGUUUCUAGAAAAGCUUGUUUUUUCUAUGAUAACGUGACGGUUAUACUAAUGCCUAAUAAUUAAAAAAGGACACUGAGUAGAUAUGUUUUGGACAAAUUUUCCUAGAAAUAAGAUAGAGAGAAGCGAUUUUCAUUGUUUGAAAGAGGAAAUGAAAAAUGCAUUGAAUCGUAUGCUACAUGUUUCUUUUUGUGGUAUAAUUCUGUUAAGAUUUUCAAUUGAUCUCUCCAAAAAUAAACCUAUUCGUGGCAUGUUCAUAGUGAUUUUGCAGUUGUCAGGUAUAUAUUCAAAUUUUCAAUAGAAGAUUAGAAUUAAUAAAUUAGGAGUCAUAAAUAUAUUGUAGUUGAAGCUCAAAAUGAUUUUUCUUCUAAUUUAUGUGGAAUUGUUUUUAUGGUAUUUCGGUUUUGAUUAAAAGAUAACUUUUUUUCAUUUAAAAUGAAAUCGUUUGUAUUAUCAACUAAUAAAAUUGGUCAUAUUCAGGUCAAAUUAAAUGUCUCAUUACCCAACAAAAAACUUCGAAAUAUGAACUUCUGAUGGAGUUCACUAACAGAGAUAUAACAUUUUUAAAUUAUUUACAAUAUAUGUAAGGUGCUAUGAUUCACAAUUCUAGUAUAAUGUGUUUUCUAUGUUUCUCAUCAUGACUGGAUAGAGCUCGUCAAGUUGAAAAAGAAAAUUUAGUGUUUCAAACUUGAAAAAACAGUUUUAUAUAUAUUAGAAAUUUGAAUCUAUUUUUCUCUAUAUUUGAAAACAAGGGGGUCUAGAACUUUUUUCAAAUUCGCAUUUUUCCUUGUAAAAUAAAUUUUCUUGUGCAACCCGGCAAAUUCUAUCCAAAACAUGACUAAAAAGAGAAAACAAACUCAUCUUAAACUAUGAAUUUUCCAGAUCUAACACACAUUGCAAAUACCUUAAAAUUUCAAUAUUUCAAUUCAUGAAUGUUAACAGAAGCUCAUAUUUUGAAGUGUUUUGUUUAUCGAUAAGACAUUUAUUUUGGUCUACUUAUGUCUAAUUUUAUUUUCGGACACGAUAUCAAUGUUCAUCGUUAGAAAAUUCAUAAAAAAAACUUCCGGUCCCAUCUUGACCCCCUCCCCCGUUAUUUGCAUCCUUGCGCAAGGUUUUCAGCAUUUUUUGAGCCGACUGCUAUGCUAACAAGUGCAAGUACACAAAUUCAGAAAUCUUUAUUUCAUUCACAUAAAGUCGAUAUCAUUAUGAUGCAUUUUCGAAUGAAUCACCCUUGUGACAAAGCCUUAAAUACUUAUAUUUCAUGAUAGAAGAUACUUAAAUGAGUAAAAUUGUUCAAAUCAACUAGUCUUAUCGAGCAGUUCAUUUAUGUGAAGUUUGACGUCGAAGCUCGAAAUUCGAUUUUCUAAGUCGUUUGAGGAAAAGGGCAUAGUUUUUUUUUAUUGAGAAUCCCACUAAAAAUUCAAGUUCUCUCCGGAAAUAGACUAUGGACACUUUUCCAUUUAGGACAAGUCAUUCCUUGUGAGGUCUUACUCAAUAUACAUAUUCCCAUAUUAACCUCCACGUUACACUGAAGACGUUUUCUCUUGAACCAAAUCGUUGAGUUCUAUUUAUAUUAACUACUCACAGCUUGAAAAGAAGUUCUAAUAUGUUCUCAGGUCAACAUACUCAGUUCAUGGUAACUUAUCUACCCUUGCUAGUACCCUGGUAUCUGGAUACUUAAGCGUUUAAAAGUUCAAAAUGUAACCAAACGCUCAGAAAAUGAUUCUGUUAUUUCGUUUCUGAAAAAAGAUUCCCCAAAGACCUACGGAUACCUGCUUGGAGUGCUCAAGGACUGAAACGAUUUUCAGCAAUUGCGCUAGGUUGGUGAUUAAAUUACUAUCCUCAUCGUUAACAUAAAUCUGAAAAAAUACUUGCUGCUUUGAGUGAAAUUAGACAAAAACUGUAUCCAUAGUCAUAUCAUUAACUCUAAUUUUCACAGAGACUGGUAUUUAUUUGACGAGUGACUCAAGAUUGAAAGAUUUACGUUUUUACAGUGUUUGUUUUUUCACAAUCUAUAAUUGAUCUACACGGAUAGCAGCACAACGACCGAAUUUGAUUUACAGCGCUAUAUCGAAAUCAAGAGUUCUACCGUAUCAAUUUGCGUUCAGCUCUAAGAUAAAUAUCUGAAAUGUAAUUUCAUAUAGCAAAGCAAGAAUUUAGCUAUUGUAAUAUGGUUAUCGAUUUCACUCAUAAGCAAUGUUUGAGAGAGUGAUAUUUUUUUACUUGAAUGUGAUAUAGAGAACGGUCAUCUUGCAAGGUAAAUUCGAUCGAAAUAUAGAAUUUUGCAUGCUUUUUAAUGUACGAAAAAGUUCGAUUACUUCAAGAGAUAUCUUUUAAUACUAUUUUAAAAUUUGUAUCUACGUUCGAUUAUAUGAUCAGUUCAACAGAUAUAUUAUUCAUAUGAAUGAAAGAAAACUAUGAAUCAUCACUUUUCAAGCUUGUCAACACUUCGAGUUCUUCGUUUGGAAUAUAAUUAAGUCUUCCAUAUUUUAUACGAAUAAAAAUAGUAUUAAAAUUUUAAGGAUUAGCAUGUGGCACUAGAUUUUUCAUGUUAUCUCCAUAAAAUGACGUUUCUCUUUUUAUCUUGUUGAAGGCAAAUAAAAAGGACAUAGGAAAAGCUUGGGAUUCUGUUAUUCAAAACUUUCAUGACGAACUUCAAAUACCAGAUUCAUCCAGAGAUUUUGGUUCAAUAUUAGAAUUGAAAUUAGAUGAUAUUGCACGUUAUUUCAAUAGUUUGGAGUCUCACACACUUAUUCAUGGUGAUUUCAAAGUAACAAAUAUUUUUAUUGACAACAAUCAAAUCGAAGGUCAAGUAUAUGCAAUCGAUUGGCAAUGGUUUGGUGUUGGAAACAUAGCUAUUGAUGUUGCAUAUUUCAUAGCAACUUCAAUCCAUGAAAAUGUAAUCGAAAACUCGAUAGAACUUGUUAAUUACUAUUAUGAAAUUCUAUCAGAAAAUGGAGUUUCAUAUGAAUGGGAACGAUUUUGGAAAGCAUACCAAAUAUGUUGGAUUGACUUUUUUAUUUAUACUGUUACUGGAAAAUGGAGUCUAAUGCGACCAAAUGAUGUUGAACUGUAUAAACAAGAACAAAAAGAUGGAUUGCAUCUACGUUCUUAUCCUCAUAUGAAACAUUUAUUAAAAGAAACUGAAAAAUUUAUCAAAGCUUUGGACACUUCAACUGUGUCUCAAGUCAACGAGAAUCUUUAA
This is a messenger RNA of Rotaria sp. Silwood2, 4877 nucleotides long. The record is from the annotation of a GenBank genome assembly. Lineage: Eukaryota; Metazoa; Rotifera; Eurotatoria; Philodinida; Philodinidae.